This is a messenger RNA of Theobroma cacao (cacao), 4551 nucleotides long. RefSeq names its product reduced epidermal fluorescence 4 (gene REF4). Gene Ontology annotation, cellular component: mediator complex. Gene Ontology annotation, biological process: regulation of phenylpropanoid metabolic process. The record is from RefSeq and is a predicted model, not a curated record. NCBI's taxonomy places the organism in Eukaryota, Viridiplantae, Streptophyta, Magnoliopsida, Malvales, Malvaceae.
CCCAAAUCGAUAAGAAACCCCAUAGCAAAAGAAUCUCCCUUCCCCUUGUUCACCCUUUAAUAUUUUCUUUCAAUCAAGGCGUCCCCGUAAACAACCUUGGUCCCAAGGUUAACAGAAAAACAACAAAAAACAAAGGGUCCUCGACUUGACUCGACUCUCUGCUCGACCCAGUCCGCUGUAAAUACUAGUGUUAAUAAAACUCCAUUGGACCGCCACCUUGCGGCGGCAGUUGCAGCGGCAGCUGGCAUGGCGGUGUCCAUACAGGCGGCGAGUCCGGUAUGGGAGUCGGUGCUAGAGCAGACUAAGUCUGCUCAGGGCAAGAACAGUGACCCACUUCUCUGGGCGGUUCAGCUCAGUUCUAGCCUUAACUCCGCUGGGGUUUCUUUGCCUUCAAUUGACCUGGCUCACCUCCUUGUCUCCCACAUCUGCUGGGAUAAUCACGUGCCCAUCACGUGGAAGUACCUAGAGAAGGCCAUGACUGUCAAAUUCGUCACUCCUAUUCUCGUCCUCGCCCUUCUCUCUACCAGGGUUAUUCCAAAUCGUAAGUUGCAUCCAGCAGCAUAUCGGCUUUACAUGGAACUCCUUAGGAGGCAUACCUUUUCACUUAAAUGUCAAAUCAAUAAGCCAAAUUAUCAAAAGACUAUGAAAUCAAUAGAUGAUGUUCUUCAUCUUUCCCAGAUAUUUGGCCUUCAAGUGUCUGAACCUGGUCUGCUUCUAGUUGAAUUUGUUUUUUCAAUUGUAUGGCAACUGCUUGAUGCAUCACUAGAUGAUGAAGGGUUGCUGGAACUUACACCAGAAAAGAGAUCAAUAUGGCCUACUAUAACCCAAGACAUGGAAAUAGAUACUCCUGAUAACUUUAAUGAGAAGAGAAAUGAGCAGCUUGAUGUAAUGUAUAAAGGAAAUACUACAAUGGCUAUUGAGAUUAUUGGGGAGUUUCUGCAAAACAAAGUAACUUCGAGGAUUCUUUUCUUGGCACGGAGAAACAUGCCAUCACAUUGGGGAGCUUUCAUUCAGCAAUUAAGCAUUCUUGCAGCACAGUCAGUGGCAUUGAGGAAUUCAAAACAUUUAACUCCAGAUGCCCUUCUGCAGCUGACAUCUGAUACACGUAAAGUUCUGUCUCGGGAAUGUAAAAUAAAAUCACAAGAAGAGUUUCAUGCUAUCAUAGGCUCCGGGUGUCUUACAUCUUCAUCUGGUCAAUGUUACGGGACUAGUUCUUCUGCACAUUGGCUUCCUAUUGAUCUUUUUCUUGAGGAUGCUAUGGAUGGAUCACAGGUGGCUGCUACUGGUGCUGUUGAAAGGCUUACUGGUUUAGUAAAGGCUUUACAGGCAGUCAAUGGUACAACAUGGCAUGAUACGUUUCUAGGUCUAUGGAUUGCAGCUUUAAGGCUUGUUCAAAGGGAAAGGGACAUUAGUGAGGGUCCUGUACCUCGCCUAGACACUUGCUUGUGCAUGUUAUUGUCUAUUACGCCUCUUGUGGUGGCUAAUAUUGUUGAGGAAGAGGAAAGUGAAUUGAUUGAUGAAAGUGAUUGCAGCCCAACCAAUCAAACAAAAGAGAAACAAGCCCCAGGAAGAUGUCGGAAGGAUUUAAUUUCCAGCUUACAAAUGCUGAGUGAUUAUGAGGCUUUGUUGACUCCACCUCAAUCGGUUCGUUCAGUAGCCAAUCAGGCUGCUGCCAAGGCAAUCAUGUUUAUUUCUGGUCUUACAGUUGGUAAUGGAUACUAUGAGUGCAUGAGCAUUAAUGACAUGCCCAUGAACUGCUCUGGAAACAUGCGGCAUCUGAUUGUUGAGGCUUGUAUUGCCAGAAAUCUAUUGGACACAUCAGCAUAUAUCUGGCCUGGCUAUGUAAAUGCACGUGCCAAUAUACCCUGUAGUGUUCCUAGUCAAGUGCCUGGUUGGUCAUCUCUGAUGAAAGGAUCCCCUUUAACUCCAACGUUAAUAAAUGCUUUGAUUGCAACUCCAGCUUCUAGCUUAGCAGAGAUCGAGAAAAUCUAUGAGAUUGCAACCAAAGGUUCCGAUGAGGAGAAGAUAUCUGCUGCUAGCAUUCUUUGUGGGGCAUCUCUAGUUCGUGGUUGGAAUAUACAGGAACACAACAUUCUCUUCAUUACAAGUUUGCUGUCACCACCAGUUCCUGCCGAUUAUUCUGGGAGUGAUAGCCAUUUGAUCAAUUAUGCUCCAUUGUUGAAUGUUCUUCUUGUUGGAAUAUCAUCUGUAGACUGCGUCCAGAUCUUCUCUUUACAUGGCAUGGUUCCUCUACUUGCUGGUACAUUGAUGCCGCUUUGUGAGGUUUUCGGGUCAACUGCUCCCACUGUUUCAUGGACUCUUCCCACGGGGGAAGAGCUGAAUAGUCAUGCGGUGUUCACCAAUGCAUUUACUCUUCUACUGAGAUUAUGGAGGUUUGAUCACCCACCUCUUGAACGUGUGAUGGGAGAUGCAACACCAGUGGGUUCCCAACUAAGUCCUGAUUAUCUGUUGCUGGUUCGAAACUCUAAAUUAUCAGCUUUUGGAAAAUCACCAAAGGAUCGUUUGAAAAUUAAAAGACUGUCAAAAAAUUUAAAUUUCUCUUUGGAUAUCAUAUUUAUGGAUUCCUUUCCCAAGUUAAAAUGCUGGUACCGGCAGCAUCAAGAAUGUAUUGCUUCCACCCUGUCAGGACUUGUGCAAGGGACCACUGUUCAUCAGAUUGUUGAUGCACUUCUCAAUAUGAUGUUCAGGAAGAUAAGCAGGGGUGGUCAGUCUUUCACUUCUACAACUUCUGGAAGUAGUAGUUCUUCUGCAUCUGGAGCCGAGGAUGCUUAUACAAGACUAAAAGUGCCUGCAUGGGAUAUCCUGGAAGGAACUCCCUAUGUGCUUGAUGCUGCUCUGGCUGCCUGUGCCCAUGGAAGACUCUCACCCCGUGAACUGGCUACAGGACUCAAAGAUCUUGCUGAUUUCCUUCCGGCAACCCUGGGGACCAUUGUUAGCUACUUUUCUGCUGAAGUAACACGAGGUAUAUGGAAGCCAGCUUUUAUGAAUGGAACAGAUUGGCCAAGUCCUGCAGCAAAUUUAUCCAUGGUUGAGCAGCAUAUCAAAAAAAUUUUAGCUGCCACUGGUGUUGAUGUCCCUAGCCUUGCCGUAGGUGGGAGCUCUCCAACUACGCUUCCUUUGCCCUUGGCUGCCCUUGUUAGCCUCACAAUAACCUAUAAACUUGAUAAAGGCUCUGAACGCUUCCUUAUAUUGAUUGGCCCAGCGUUGAAUUCCCUAGCUGAAGGUUGUCCCUGGCCAUGCAUGCCCAUCAUAGCCUCACUAUGGGCUCAGAAGGUUAAGCGUUGGAAUGAUUUCCUUGUGUUCUCUGCUUCUCGUACUGUCUUCCACCACAGUAGCGAUGCUGUAGUUCAGCUUCUUAGGAGUUGCUUCACAUCUACUCUCGGAUUAAGCCCUUCUAUCAUUUACAGCAAUGGUGGAGUGGGUGCACUCCUUGGCCAUGGAUUUGGCUCUCACUUCUCUGGGGGAAUGUCUCCAGUGGCCCCAGGGAUUCUAUACUUACGAGUGCAUCGAUCAGUCAGAGAUAUCAUGUUUAUGACAGAAGAAAUUGUGUCUCUUUUGAUGUCUUCUGUAAGAGAGAUUGCCAGUAGUGGGUUAUCCCAGGAGAAAUCAGAGAAAUUGAAAAAGACAAAGUUUGGACUGAGAUACGGGCAAGUUUCUCUUGGUGCAGCAAUGACACGCGUGAAACUUGCUGCAUCACUUGGGGCUUCAUUGGUCUGGCUAUCAGGUGGAUUAAGCUUGGUCCAAUCUUUGAUCAAAGAAACAUUACCUUCUUGGUUUAUAUCAGCCCAUGCACCGGAAAAGGAUGGCGGGGAACCUGGAGGUGUAGUUGCUAUGCUGGGGGGUUAUGCACUUGCAUACUUUGCGGUGCUUUGCGGGACCUUUGCGUGGGGUGUGGACUCGGCCUCACCAGCGUCGAAACGGCGACCAAAGGUUCUUGGGGCACACUUGGAAUUUCUUGCGAGUGCAUUAGAUGGGAAAAUAUCGCUGGGAUGUGAUUCUGCCACUUGGCGUGCAUAUGUAACGGGGUUUGUGAGCUUGAUGGUCGCUUGCACACAGAAGUGGGUUUUGGACGUCGAUGUCUAUGUUUUGAAAAGCCUGAGCAACGGAUUGAGGCAGUGGAAUGAGGAAGAACUGGCUAUGGCGUUGUUGGGACUUGGUGGUGUGGGAGCCAUGAGCGCAGCUGCCGAAUUGAUUAUUGAAAUCGGAGUUUAAAUUUUUGUCAGAAGCCCUUAGACAAAACUUCCAUCCGAUGAAUUGAUGUUGCUUUCCUGUAAAGAUCAUAGCAUAUACGAGAGUUCUAACAGGGAACUGAACAAAACCGAAUCUAAUUACACUCUGGUAAAUAUGGUUCAAAACAUCUUUCUUCUUUUUUGGUUGCGAUGUAGCCCUUUUCAUUGACUCCACUAUUUGAAUGGUUGCAAAGCUAUUGGAUUGGACAGAGACACUGCCAACGCUGAAAUAGCCAGCCUUCUAUCAAGUAGUUAGCCCGUUGGCCGGGUUGGAAAUGUUUCUACCCAGCUCUUUCCCUCU